CAAAUUUGGAGAUGCGUCGGGGAUGAAGCAAGCGAACUCAACAACUAUAAAUGCCGUUUAUCUCUAACCAGGGUACAGUUCAGCUCCUAGCUUCCCCGAUCACAACACAACAUGGUCUGCAAGGUUGUUAUCUUUUCCUGCCUUUUGGCAUUAGCUUAUGGAAGCGUCGCUCCAGCUGCGUUCGCCGCUGCACCAGUGGCCUACACUGCUCCAGUUGCUGCGGCAAGACUGGAAGAAUUUGAUUCUUUCCCUCAAUACCGUUUCGGAUACAACGUUGCUGACUCUCUCACUGGUGAUUACAAAAGCCAGCAGGAACAACGGGAUGGUGAUCUUGUGCAGGGAUCGUACUCCGUUGUUGAGCCUGACGGCACCCGCCGUGUUGUGGACUACGCUGCUGAUUCCGUCAAUGGAUUUAACGCCGUCGUCAGAAGAGAGCCUUUAGUUGCUGCCGCACCCGCUGUGGUCGCUGAACCAGCCGUUGCUGUUGCCGAGCCUGUUGUUGCUGCUAAAGUGGCACCUUAUGUCGCUCAGCCUGCAGUUGUUGCCGCCCGCUAUGCCGUAGCUCCAGCCGUGCCGGCCACUUAUUACAGCAAUGCGGCCGUAGCUGCAGCUAGAUACGCAGCAGCACCUGUAGCCACUCCCGUAGUGGCUAGAUACGCCACAGCGCCCGUAUCAGUCGCCGCUCGAGUGGCGGCAAGAUACGUAGCUGCACCCGUAGCUGCCCCGGUCGCCGCCCCAGUAGUGGCUCGAUACGCAACAGCGCCGGUAGCUGCUCCAGUAGUGGCUAGAUACACUGCGGCCCCGGCUGCUCCCAUUAUUGCCAACUACCCUGCAGUGGCUAGCUACGCUACAGUUCCUGCAGCCGCCGCAUACACAGCUUACUCUUCUCCGGUUUAUUCCUCCGGCUAUGCGCCCGUAGCUGCUGCGUACACCUUGCCAGCCGCGUACACUCAAGUAGCCCAGCCCACCUCCAACUUGCCUGCAGCUCCAGCUCGCCUCACUGCUGCCCAGGAGCAGGCGACGAACUCAGCGGCUGCUCCGGCUAAGCUCGUCCAGAACGAGGCUGCUGGAUACAGAUACCCUUGAUCACCACGGAGCUCACGAAGAAAGACUUGAUCUGUAUAUAAUAGCUCAAUAAAUAUAUUUUAUACCUUUG
This is a messenger RNA of Leptidea sinapis, 1156 nucleotides long. RefSeq names its product cuticle protein 19.8-like. Lineage: Eukaryota; Metazoa; Arthropoda; Insecta; Lepidoptera; Pieridae. The record is from RefSeq and is a predicted model, not a curated record. The transcript has 2 exons. Gene Ontology annotation, cellular component: extracellular matrix. The coding region runs from base 112 to 1086 and encodes 324 amino acids.